AUGUAGAGUGAAUAGCAUCGCUUAAGUACAAAUUCGAGUGGAUCAGUCGAUAUCGGUUUACUCUUAAAGAAAUACAAAUAAGCUAACACAAAGUUAAGUCCUUUGCCUCUGGAAUAAUUUGAAUAGGUAGCUUUAGAUAAUAAAAUUGAUCUUUUACAAUAAUUGCCAGACAAUGAUCUUACCCAAUUUUUAGGGUUUAAAGAACUCAAUCAAGGGGCUGUAAGUGAGUUAAAACGUUCGUUAUUACAAUCUAAAAGAAUGUGGAAUAAUUAUAGUCAGUCCUUAUUUACUGAGGAAUAGUCAGAUCAACCAAAAUAUUACACUUCUAGAAAAAUGUAAUUAAUACACAAUAGAGACACAUUUAGACAAAUAAAAGAAAAAUAUAAAAAAUAAGAAGAAACAUAAAUUGAGGAAGUAAGAAAAUACUUUCAAAAAAUAUAAUCAAAAAGUCCAGGAGUAAAAUCAUAUCCUUCUAUGCAAUAUUAAGACCUAUAAAGAAUUGAAUAAAUACGUAGAUAGAUAAGGUAAGGCAAUCAAAGUGAAUUAAUAACUAAAAGUAAAGAUGCUGAAUAAUUAUAGAGAAGAUUAAAUGAAUCGUUAAUCAACGAAAUUAAAAUAAAGAAACAAUGUGUAUACAUAUAUAAAGAUACAAAUUUAAAUUGGUAGCCAUGUUCAAGAAAUGCAAGUACUAUGUUAUCAUAUGAUCAUAAAUUAUAUUUAUAUGGAGGAGCAGGAUCAAAGUAAACAGAAGACUUAUGCUAUGCGAAUAUAGAUAAAUGUAAAAUAUUAAUAAAAUUAUAGAAAAAUAUAAAUGGAAUUAAAUUAAAUUUGAUGAAAAAUCAUCUAAUGGAUAUAGAGGAAAUCAUUCAGCAGCAAUAUAUAAAAAUUUAAUGAUAAUAUUUGGUGGUGAAGUACACUAGAUAAUUAAUGAUAAAAGAAUAAGUAGUGAAAUAACCAGUGAUAUUAAAAUAAUAAAUCUAAGUAAAUAAAAUUCAUUAUUAUCAGUUACUAAUGAACUUAAAGUUUUAAAAUAAACUGGUAUCAUACCACCAAGGAAAUGUCAUAUAGCAGAAGUCAUUGGAAGAAAUAUGAUUGUUUAAGGGGGGAUUGAUCUUAAAGGUUAAUAUUUAAGAGAUGUGAUUUCUUAUGAUAUUGCCACUUAAAGAUGGUCAUAAGUCUUAACAGAACAACAUGUUUGCUUUCUUGAUGGAGUAGCUUUUCAUAAAUCUUGUGCUGUCUUUCAUAAUACUUAAGUAGAAUUAUAUAAAAAUGAUCCUGAAGUUAAAUUUAAUUAUUAGGGAGUUUUUAUUUUUGGUGGUUUCGAUAAGCAUGGACAUUAUUUAGACAAACUUAUUAAAAUAGAUAUUACUACUAAGCCUAUCAAUUUUGAAUAAGUAUAGACUAAAGGACUUUCACCCAGUAAAUAAUAAAAUUAUAUAAAAUAGUUGGUCGUUGUUAACAUUCUAUGAAUUAUUUAGAGUAAUAUUAAAUUAUAGUUAUAUAUGGAGGUAAAAAUGAUGAUCUUAAUGUAAAUGGUUUUUUAAAUGAUAUUCAUUUGCUUGAUAUGAAAACAUUGACUUGGAUUAAUGUGGAAAUUAAAGGAUCUUAAGUUGCAGGCAGAUGUGGACAUAGUGCUGCUUGUAUAGAAUCAAAAUUAUACAUUUUUGGAGGUUGUAAUUAUUCAGGUUUUCUUAAAAGUGAUCUUUUAAUUAUAGAACUAGAUCCUAUUUAAGCCUAACAAUUUGGAUAAUAGGAUGUUAUUUAUGAAAAGCCAAGAAAAUCUUAAUUAAAAGUUACAUUCAAAAAAUAAAUUCAAAAAGAUCAUCUAACAGAAAUAAAAGAAAAAAUAGAUUAAAUAUGUUUAAAACCUUAAAAAUAAAGUCUGUUUUUACCAAAGCCUAGAAGAUUAAGUGAUUUACUAAAUUCAUUGAAUUUAAAAGAACUUAUUUAACCAAAUUAAUAAGAUAAAGAAAAAGAUAAAGAUUAAUAAUAGAAAUCAAGUAGAAGUUCAAAUAGAUAAUCACCAAGAAAAGAAACUCCUAGAAUUCCUAUUAAAAAUAUUAAAAGAACUAUGACUACUAUUGUUAAUUCAAAUUGA
Messenger RNA from Paramecium primaurelia, 2098 nucleotides. NCBI's taxonomy places the organism in Eukaryota, Ciliophora, Oligohymenophorea, Peniculida, Parameciidae. The record is from the annotation of a GenBank genome assembly.